Messenger RNA from Cercopithifilaria johnstoni, 360 nucleotides. The record is from the annotation of a GenBank genome assembly. Lineage: Eukaryota; Metazoa; Nematoda; Chromadorea; Rhabditida; Onchocercidae.
AUGACAGCAGUGCGUGAUUCGUUGUGUAAUAUGGAACCAGUGCAAAUUCCGAGGCCACAAAUAUCCGGCUUACAAUUUAUACCAACGAGAGGUCGAUUGGGAUUCUAUGCGAGUAUUCGUCGUGAUGGUGAAAAAUAUGGCGUUGAAAUAAAACCGAUCGGACCGCGAAGACCAUUGCUAUCAGAUGGCUUAUUUGUAAAUGAUAGUAACAUCCCGAAGUCAUCAAACAGCAGAACUGAUGAGGCUGAGAAGAAGCAAAAUGAUUCGGAAUCAGUAAAAGUAUCAAAUUCAUCGGCAACCACUCCCACGUCAUCAUUUCCAGUAUCGGAUUAUGAAAGAAUUAAUUUGAAUAAGCAAUGA